Messenger RNA from Rhinolophus ferrumequinum (greater horseshoe bat), 1604 nucleotides. RefSeq names its product POU class 3 homeobox 4 (gene POU3F4). Lineage: Eukaryota; Metazoa; Chordata; Mammalia; Chiroptera; Rhinolophidae. Gene Ontology annotation, biological process: brain development; regulation of transcription by RNA polymerase II. Gene Ontology annotation, molecular function: RNA polymerase II cis-regulatory region sequence-specific DNA binding; DNA-binding transcription factor activity, RNA polymerase II-specific. The record is from RefSeq and is a predicted model, not a curated record. The coding region runs from base 59 to 1144 and encodes 361 amino acids. Gene Ontology annotation, cellular component: nucleus. The transcript has a single exon.
CAAAGGCUGAAGCUGCUCCCUUUGCCACAUUAGAACUAGUAGGGGAUCCUCACCGACCAUGGCCACAGCUGCCUCAAAUCCCUACAGCAUUCUCAGUUCCAGCUCCCUGGUCCAUGCGGACUCUGCGGGCAUGCAGCAGGGGAGUCCUUUCCGAAACCCUCAGAAACUUCUCCAAAGUGAUUACUUGCAGGGAGUUCCUAGCAAUGGGCAUCCACUCGGGCAUCACUGGGUGACCAGUCUGAGCGACGGAGGCCCAUGGUCCUCUACACUGGCCACCAGUCCCCUGGACCAGCAAGACGUGAAGCCCGGGCGCGAAGACCUACAGCUGGGCGCGAUCAUCCAUCACCGCUCGCCUCACGUCGCCCACCACUCUCCGCACACUAACCAUCCGAAUGCCUGGGGGACAAGCCCGGCUCCGAACCCGUCCAUCACGUCGAGCGGCCAACCCCUUAACGUGUACUCGCAGCCGGGCUUCACCGUGAGCGGCAUGCUUGAACACGGGGGGCUCACCCCACCACCGGCCUCUGCUUCCGCACAAAGCCUACACCCCGUGCUCCGGGAGCCCCCAGACCACAGCGACCUAGGCUCGCACCACUGCCAGGACCACUCCGAUGAGGAGACACCAACCUCGGAUGAGUUGGAACAGUUCGCCAAACAGUUCAAACAAAGAAGAAUCAAGUUGGGCUUCACGCAGGCUGACGUGGGGCUGGCGCUGGGCACACUGUACGGCAACGUGUUCUCGCAGACCACCAUCUGCAGGUUCGAGGCCUUGCAACUGAGCUUCAAGAACAUGUGCAAGCUGAAGCCGCUGCUGAACAAGUGGCUGGAGGAGGCUGAUUCUUCCACAGGGAGCCCGACCAGCAUUGACAAGAUCGCUGCGCAGGGCCGCAAGCGCAAGAAGCGAACCUCCAUCGAGGUGAGUGUCAAGGGCGUUCUGGAGACGCAUUUCCUCAAGUGUCCCAAGCCUGCCGCGCAGGAGAUUUCCUCGUUGGCAGACAGCCUCCAGUUGGAAAAAGAAGUGGUGCGUGUCUGGUUCUGUAAUCGAAGACAGAAAGAGAAAAGAAUGACUCCACCAGGGGAUCAGCAGCCGCAUGAGGUUUAUUCGCACACCGUGAAAACAGACACGUCCUGCCACGAUCUCUGACUGCAGGAAGCGAGCAAGCGACCGGCGGCACAGAGAGCAGAGCGGGAUUUCUCUUUCUCUCCCACCCUCUUCCUUUCACUCAAGCUUUAUUAUUGCUAUCUCUCUGGCUCUCUCUCGCUCUUACUCCCGUUUUUUUGUUUUUUUUUUUCCUUUUCUCUCUCUCCCGUUUUUUUUUUUUUGUUGUUGUUGUUUUUGUUUUUUAAACAGGGAUUCUAACUUAUAAGAAAGGAAACACACACACACACACACACACACACACACACACACACACACACAAGCAUUCAGGCUUCUUAACGCUGAUACACAAGUUUCAUUAAGCAGUACAGGAGGGGACCUCAUAUCCCCUGCCGCCGGGGCAACAGUUUCUUCCAACCUUUUCUGCUGAUCAAUACAUAUUGUUUACUUUGAGUAAGGUUUGUUUGGUUGCUCCUCUCUAGCAAGAAGUGGGGUAACAGGGGAC